Molecule: messenger RNA, 476 nt
Organism: Lactuca virosa
Lineage: Eukaryota; Viridiplantae; Streptophyta; Magnoliopsida; Asterales; Asteraceae
Source: the annotation of a GenBank genome assembly
CCAUAAUACUCCCAGCUAAGCUAAGAGUUGUUAAAGAGAGAGUCAGAGAGUCGAAAGAAAGAAUGUCAGAAGGCAGGAAGAGCAAGAUCGAAAGUCGGAAAAGAUUUACAGAUAAACAAAUAAGCUUCUUGGAGUACAUGUUCGAGACAGAGUCACGACCGGAGUUAAGGAUGAAACACCAGUUAGCUAACAAACUCGGGUUACAUCCUCGACAGGUGGCGAUAUGGUUCCAGAACAAAAGAGCGCGAUCAAAAUCAAGGCAGAUUGAGCAAGAGUACAACACCUUGAAGCUCAAUUAUGAGUCGCUGGCUUCUAAGUCUGAAUCUCUCAAGAAAGAGAAUCAGGCACUGCUUAAUCAGUUGGAGAUGCUGAGAAAUGCAGCGGAGAGGAAUGGAAACAGCAGCAGUGGCAGUGAAGAAUCUGAAGAUAGGAUAACCAACGAACAAACGGAAAACCAUGAAAAAAGAAGAAAUUAG